AGGGGACCUGAGCCAUGUCUGUCAGGCUUGGGCAAAAAGAGGAUGCCAGAAUGGCAGGCCCUGCACUGGCCUCUGAGAUCGUGGGCGGCCGGUCAGCUCGGCCCCAUGCCUGGCCCUUCAUGGUGUCCCUGCAGCGUCGGGGCGGCCACUUCUGCGGGGCCACCCUGAUCGCCCCCAACUUCGUGCUGUCGGCUGCACACUGCAUGAACGGCGUGAACUUCCGGUCGGUGCAGGUGGUACUGGGUGCCCACAACUUGAAGCGGCGAGAACGCACGCGACAGACCUUUGCCAUCCAGCGCGUCUUCGAGAACGGCUUCGACCCCAUAUUCCUGCUGAACGACAUCGUGGUCCUGCAGCUCAACGGGUCGGCAACCAUUAACAAGAACGUGCAGGUGGCCCGGCUGCCGGCCCAGGGCGACGGCGUGGGCAACGGCGCACGGUGCCUGGUCAUCGGCUGGGGCCGGCUGGGCACGCACCGGCGGCUGUCCCGCGUCCUGCAGCAGCUGAAUGUGACCGUGGUGACCUCGCUGUGCCGCAGCAGUAACGUGUGCACGCUGGUGCGGCGCCGGCAGGCUGGCAUCUGCUUUGGGGACUCCGGUGGACCCCUGAUCUGCAAUGGGCUGGUGCAGGGCGUCGACUCCUUCGUACGUGGCGGCUGCGCCUCAGGGGUCUACCCCGACGGCUUCGCCCCGGUGGCACAGUUCUCCGACUGGGUCAACUCCAUCAUCCAUGCCAGGGACCUCAUGGACAGGCCCCGCUGAGCCCCCGCGUGGCUGCUGCCCCCUCCCAAGUGCUUGACACAAUAAAAGCCCCCCUUG
Messenger RNA from Ochotona curzoniae (black-lipped pika), 818 nucleotides. RefSeq names its product neutrophil elastase-like. The record is from RefSeq and is a predicted model, not a curated record. Gene Ontology annotation, molecular function: serine-type endopeptidase activity. Lineage: Eukaryota; Metazoa; Chordata; Mammalia; Lagomorpha; Ochotonidae. The transcript has 5 exons. The coding region runs from base 15 to 761 and encodes 248 amino acids. Gene Ontology annotation, biological process: proteolysis; acute inflammatory response to antigenic stimulus.